Molecule: messenger RNA, 1763 nt
Organism: Panicum hallii
Lineage: Eukaryota; Viridiplantae; Streptophyta; Magnoliopsida; Poales; Poaceae
Exons: 7
Coding region: 77-1270 (397 amino acids)
Biological process (GO): proteolysis
Molecular function (GO): ATP-dependent peptidase activity; ATP binding; metalloendopeptidase activity
Source: RefSeq, a predicted model, not a curated record
GGCGCCCCUCGCCGUCAGUGGACGCGGACGCCUCCACGACGAGCACCCAACCCCUUCGCUCUCCGCGACCGCACCAAUGGCGACGCCGACGGCCUCUCCCCACUUGCCCCUCGCCUCGGCCUCGGCCUCCGCCCGCACCUCUUGCUUGCCCAACCGCUUCCUCCGCUCCCCGUGCUCCCCCCCGCUCCGCGGGCCCCGCCUCCGGGCGGGCUCCGUCAAGGAGUGGCGCGAGUUCGAGGACGAGGCGGGCGCCGCGGAGGAGUGGCGGGAGUUCGAGGACGCCGUCCGGAGGAAGGACCUCUCGCGCGCGCUCCGCUUCCUGCAGUCCGUGGAGCCUGCGGCGGCUGCGGCGGGGACCGCGGCAACGCAGGUCGUCGCGGUGCCCGUGCCGCCGGGCCGGGACUGGGAGGUGCUCGACGCCUGCAUCGACGCCGACGACAUGCGGCUCGUCGGCCGGGCCUACCAGUUCCUCGUCGACCGCGGGGUCCUCGCCAACUUCGGCAAGUGCAAGAACAUCGUUCUAGAAGGACCAAGAGAAGUGACACCAACAGUUUUAAAGGAGAUGACAGGAUUGGAAGCUGCAAAACUUGCACCAAAAAAAUGGGGUCUUUCGGGAAGUUCUCCAUACGUUCUUGUUGGAUUUCUUGGAGGUGUAUCUUUUCUACUAACUCAAGGGAUUGAUCUAAGGCCUAAAUUGGGUGCUGUAUUGGCAUUAGCAACAACUGAUGCAAUCUUUCUUGGUGGUACUUGUCUCGCGCAAAUCUCAUCUUUCUGGCCUCCAUUUAAGCGCCGAAUACUUGUACAUGAAGCAGGCCAUCUUCUUACUGCCUAUCUAAUGGGUUGCCCGAUACGAGGAGUCAUUUUGGAUCCAUUUGUGGCAUUGCGAAUGGGCAUUCAGGGACAGGCAGGGACUCAAUUCUGGGAUGAAAAGAUGGAAAAAGAACUUGCUGAGGGACAUCUAUCAAGUACAGUAUUUGAUAGGUACUCCAUGAUUCUGUUUGCCGGAAUCGCUGCUGAAGCACUUGUUUAUGGGGAGGCAGAAGGCGGAGAGAAUGAUGAGAAUUUGUUCAGGAGUUUAUGUAUUCUACUGAACCCGCCGCUUUCUGUUGCACAGAUGGCAAACCGAGCUCGUUGGUCAGUCAUGCAAUCUUAUAACCUUUUGAAGUGGCACAAGAAAGCUCAUAGAGCAGCGGUCAAAGCACUGGAAGAAGGACAUAGCCUCAGCAUUGUAAUAAGAAGGAUAGAAGAAACCAUCGCCUCUGACAGAUAACUCAACAAACUGAUCAUAUGUUCCUAUUAACCAAGGUUCCUCGACAGCUUACACGAAAUGCAGUCACAGUUUCAUCUUUUGAUGACCUUGGAGGAUAGGUUGGUGCAUGUUGAAACAAAAGCAAGGCGUGCAAUCCUCAAUGUGGGGAAGGGAGGCUAAAGCAUCUGAGGGGCCAACGAGAUCAACUGAUACAUUAGAGAUUUGAAGGAACUCAAAAGUCCAUUUCAGUAUGUGACUAGUAUAUGGCAGAUAUAAUAAAUGUAUAGGAUAUAUUGAUUCUUGAUGGAUAUAUGAAUAUAGGUAGGAUUAGAAAUUGCUGAACAGAGAAGCAGAGAAAAACAGUAGUCAGGAUUGUGCCCUUCCAAUAACAAACCGAGGGUACAUUUGGAAAAGGAGGCCAACAGCAAUCUGGCAUUUGGAUUGUUGCUAAACACUUGUAUGAUUCUGCAAUCUCAAUAAUAAUAAUAAUAAUGUACGUACAGUAUCUGGCUGA